AUGGGGAUUAGUUGUGAGUCAUCAACGAAGCUUCCAGGACGGAGAUUUGCUCUCAGUCGACAGCGGGGGACCUUCUCAGAGUCAGAAUCCACGAGGAGACCCCGUAAGAAACAACAGAAGAAGUUCCUAUGGCGGCGGCGGGAGAGAUUUCCUCGCAAACGACCCCAGAAGGGACUCGGGGACCCUACCCGACUUUGCGGCCGAGACACUAGGAGAGGCUCUGGCGAAGGCAGCAGCAGAACUGAGUAUGACAACAGAAGGGGAUCCAGAGGUAGCGCGGUGAGACCCGAGUUCAUUGUCAACAGCAGAAAGAGUUCUGGAGGCAGCAUCGGCCGACAAGAAUUCUCGAUCGAUUACAGAAGGGGUUCUGGAGGCAGCAGCGGCAACAGAAGUAGAUCACGCUGUAGCGAAGGAGAGGUAGAUUUCACAGCAUACAACAGGAGCAGUGCCGUCAGCGACAGCGAGAAAGGAAGCGCGUCCCUGAGCAGCAAAAGAGGGUCUCAGGUCGCCGUCGGUCGGGAAGCCGUCGCGGUCGACAUGAGAAGGGAUUCCCAGGGGCUCAGCAGGAAAGAGAGCGUGGUGGCAGGCAGUAUACGAGGCUCCCAGGGGUUCAGAUCCAAGGAGACCUCGGCGAUGGGGAGCCGCAGGGUUUCGCAAGAGGAGAAGGAGAAAGCGCAGCCCGAGUGGAAGGGCAGCGGCGGCGCGGCGCAAAACCUUAAGUACGAUGGCGACACGGUGAAAGAGGGGGCGGGUGAGCAGGGCGCGCCUCCGCCUGUGUCCAGACAUCUGAGCGACUCUUCCAUAGAUCUCACUCAGCGAAAUUAUCGAUAUUCGGACGAGAAUAUCACAAGGGUUCUGGACAUGCUUUAUCUGGGGAACAUCAAGGCUGCGUACUGCGAGCCGAUCCUGUGCCGCCUCAGCAUCGAGGGCAUCGUUGACCUCUCCAGCUUGCGCCCCUUCGAAGUCCCGGCGGAAAAGAAGUCCAUCUGCCCGUGCACGUGCCCCCUGCAGAUCGCGCACCACAGGUCAAGGUUAUGCAUCAACAUCGGCGUCACAGAAGGGCUGGACAUCACGCCCUACAUGUCGGAGGUCAACCGGUUCAUCGAGACGCUCAGGAGGAGGAAGAGGAACGUGCUGGUCCACUGCUACCAUGGAAGCAACCGCGGACCGGCCUUCGUCAUACAGUACCUAAUGUGUGUCCACCACCUGCCCCUCGCCACCUCGUACGCCCUGGUCAAGGCGGCGUCGAAGACCAAGGUGGUGCUACACAGAACCUUCCGAGUGGCGCUGCAGAACCUGGAGAAGGAGCUGUGGCCGUGCCGCCCACCUUCGAUGCUGUUCGAGAAGAGCGACGUGGUCACGCCCCCGGUCGUCGCGGCGCCCAAGCCGGCCAUGCCCCCCACGAGGAGCGCCUGGCAGUGAGCGGAGACAGCGGGGCCGGGGCUGCUGGCGAGGAGGCUCGAAGGGGCGAAUGAAAGGAAGCCGUGCCGCAAGUGGGAGGCGAAAGGGGAGGAAGAAAGAGGACCCUUUGUUUGAAAACGUCACUUGUUGUAGAGGGUGUUUACAUCUCAUGCUUCAUGUCGUAUCGAAAUGCAUGUUAAAAGACGUACUCCUGUUUAUCAAAUGAAUUGAUCUU
Penaeus chinensis is the source of this 1636-nucleotide messenger RNA. RefSeq lists its product as uncharacterized. The transcript is spliced from 6 exons. The record is from RefSeq and is a predicted model, not a curated record. Bases 1 to 1422 code for a protein of 473 amino acids. Gene Ontology annotation, biological process: protein dephosphorylation; negative regulation of MAPK cascade. Gene Ontology annotation, cellular component: cytoplasm. Gene Ontology annotation, molecular function: protein tyrosine/threonine phosphatase activity; MAP kinase tyrosine/serine/threonine phosphatase activity. NCBI's taxonomy places the organism in Eukaryota, Metazoa, Arthropoda, Malacostraca, Decapoda, Penaeidae.